ACACACGGUCGCUCUAGACCCCCAUCAGGAUCGGCUUCCGCGAUGGAGCGGCGCGCCGAUUCGCCUCCCGAGCCCUCCGAGACCCCCUCUCCGCCACCUCCGCCGCCUCCGCACGACGCGCCAUCCGCCGACGCCGGUUCCGGCGACGAGGACCCAGCCGAGCCUGCGCUUGCAGGCUCUGCGCACGAGGCAGAGGCAGAGCCGCCAGCCCCUGCCGAGGAGCAACUGCCAGUCAAGCUCUUUCUCGGCGGACUCUCGCUCACGUCCGGCCUGACUCCUGCCGACCUGCACGACUACUUUUCGCAAUUUGGAGAAAUCACCGAGGUCGUCAUCAAGCCGCCUUCAGCGGGCUCGCGCCUCUACCCGAGGGGCGCUCGGACUGCGCGCGCCUACGCCUUCAUCACGGUUGCCGACGCCGCCACCGCCGAGGCCAUCGUUGCGCAGCCGCACACUAUCAAGGGGUGUCCGCUCUCGGCGCCCCUGUACGCCAAGUCGACUGCGACCCGCCACGACGGCAGCGGAGAUAGCUACGCCGGCGGCGACAGCGCCGGCGUCCGCGGCGGGCGGGUCGGCGCAACUGGUGGAGGCGGAGGUGGAGGCGGGUACGGAGGCGGGUACGGCGGUGGGCAGGGACCUUACGGCCCGAUAUACGACGAGAACGGCGCUUGCCUCAAGUGCUUUGCGGGUGGGCUCGGCCACGACGUCACGGAGGCCUCGUUCCGCGCCUUCUUCGAGAACUUCGGCCCGCUCACAGACUCGGUCAUCAUGCACGACCACCUCACCCGCCGGCCGCGCGGCUUUGGCUUCGUCACCUUCGCCGAGCGUCGGUCGGUGGACGCGCUGCUGAGCAAGCAAUACCACCACAUCUACGGCCGCCGCAUCACAAUUAAGCUGGUCGCCCCGAUGGGAGGA
This is a messenger RNA of Emiliania huxleyi CCMP1516, 912 nucleotides long. RefSeq lists its product as hypothetical. Gene Ontology annotation, biological process: regulation of gene expression. The annotation marks the transcript as partial. Gene Ontology annotation, cellular component: nucleoplasm. The transcript is spliced from 2 exons. The record is from RefSeq and is a predicted model, not a curated record. Gene Ontology annotation, molecular function: RNA binding. Lineage: Eukaryota; Haptophyta; Isochrysidales; Noelaerhabdaceae.